Molecule: messenger RNA, 1293 nt
Organism: Tripterygium wilfordii
Lineage: Eukaryota; Viridiplantae; Streptophyta; Magnoliopsida; Celastrales; Celastraceae
Product: probable phytol kinase 1, chloroplastic
Exons: 6
Coding region: 130-1065 (311 amino acids)
Biological process (GO): vitamin E biosynthetic process
Cellular component (GO): chloroplast
Molecular function (GO): phytol kinase activity
Source: RefSeq, a predicted model, not a curated record
CCAAUCGAAGUGAUUUUCACGUGAAAAAAAUGUGUAAUUUCAACAAUUCACCUAAUUCCAACACCCAAUAAAUUCCCGAAAACAUACGGAAGAGCUCUCAGCUCACUACCUCUCCGGCUCCCACCACCAAUGGACCACCUCUUAUCUUUCCGGAUGAUACCGACGUCUCCAAUCCUCUGCCGCCGAGUGAGCACCUCCACCGCGGCCCCAACCACCACCACGCACUUUCUCCUCCCUCACACUCGACAGCCUACCUUUCGCCUCCGCAUUCUCUUCCCACCACGACAUGCUUACUGUCCUCACAGAUAUUCGGUCACCGCGGCAGCUGUCGGAGGGAUUGGAGUUGCGGCUCAGGACGCCGCAGCUGCCGCGACUGUCCUGGCCGGGGCCUACGGUCUCGUCUUCACAUUUGACACUCUCACUCAACGGAAUCUAAUUCAACAGAAUUUGAGCCGAAAGCUGGUCCAUAUACUGUCAGGGUUGAUUUUCGCACUUUCUUGGCCAAUUUUCAGCACCUCAACAGCGGCUCGCUACUUUGCGUCGUUGGUUCCUAUGGUGAAUUGCUUAAGGCUGCUCAUUAAUGGCCUCUCAUUGGGUACAGUGGAUGAAGGACUCAUAAAAUCUGUUACACGAGAAGGGAAACCGGAGGAGCUUCUCAGAGGUCCUUUAUAUUAUGUUGUUGUAUUGAUAGUAUGUGCACUCGUCUUCUGGCGUGAAUCUCCAUGUGGAUUGAUCUCAUUAGCCAUGAUGUGUGGUGGGGAUGGCGUUGCUGAUAUCAUUGGAAGAAGAUUUGGGAGCAUGAAAAUCCCUUAUAAUCAACAUAAGAGCUGGGCUGGUAGCAUCUCUAUGUUCACUUGUGGGUUCUUGAUCUCCAUUGGGAUGCUGUAUUACUACUCGGUUCUUGGUUAUUUCCAGUUGGAUUGGCACUCGACCAUACAAAGGGUUGCUUUGGUCGCAUUAGUGGCAACAAUGGUGGAAUCCCUCCCAAUUACCAGGGUAAUAGAUGACAAUUUAUCCGUUCCUUUAGUAAGCAUGAUCAUAGCAUAUCUGAGUUUCGGUCAUUAGCUAGGCUAUGUAAUACCUUCUUUUCAUUAUUUUUCUUUAUGGCCUAGGUAAGUUUUCAAGUUUUAGGUUGAUUAUUAGAGUUCAACCUGCGUGCUCUCUGAAUUUUAAGCCACUGGGUUCAUCAUUGUACAAUGAUUCAGAAUUACUGAUUGCUGUUAUGCUUCAAACCUCCUUUUCUUCCCAAAUUUUCUGGUUACGUAUAUGAAAUGCCUUGGUGUUUUAAGCUCA